AUGAGACAAGCCUGGUGGACUAAGAUAUUCCCCUGCAGUGACCGUGAGUUCAUGCAGCAGCCAAUAGGUCUUGUAGGCUCUAUUCCAUUUGUUCAAAUGUGGAAGUUUGUUAUGUUGUGUAUGCAGAGAAAGCCAUCAGUAAGGAAAGAAAUGCAGUUCUUCAUGGUCUUUAGCCUCUUGAUUACUCUCUGCUGCUGUCAGUGCAAUGAAAGUUUCCCAGGAGGACUUAUUCCUUACGGAGAUGAUUGUGUAGAUGACUGCCUUGAUGGUACCAAAGAGAGAUCAUGUAAUGAUUCACGAAUAGAGUCCGAUGUAACUGAAAAACAGCCAUUGGAUGUAAAUUACACUUUCUACGGUCAAAAUUACUCCAGUGUGUAUAUCUGUGAGAAUGGACUGAUAUCUUUUGAAGAUUGCGAAGAGUUUUGUAAGAACCAAACAGAUUUAAAAGCAUCUUCAGUUCCUGUGAUUGCUGGAAUCUGGCAAGAUAUAUUUCUUUUUCGUUUUUAUUCCAGUGAUGCCACUUAUAAAGUCCCUUAUGCUUAUUACAAGGAAAGAAUGAAUAAUACAGGAUGCUUCAAUGAAAGCAAAAAAAAAGUUGAGGAACAUCUAUGUAAUGGAUUUGGAGAAAGACUGGAUUUUAAUCUAACACACGUGUUUAGUUCAACCUGGCAUGGUAUUGGGAAUACCAGUGGCACUAUCCAGAUUGUCAUAGCAACUGACGAGAACAAGCCAGAUACGUAUGCCUUAUUAAUAUACGAUGAUUGGAAUGUGACUGAGGAGCAGAGAAUGCAAAUUGGAUUCAGUGCAGGUUGUGAUGAGAAAUAUUUUCCAUUGUCGUCUAUUGCUGGUACCAGCAACAUUGGUGUACCUGGAGUUUAUGCAUUUCGAAUUGACCAGAGAGACAUAAUAGACCCAAGCAAAGGAGUUGAUUGUGGAGAUCUCCCUGACCCACAGAAUGGCAAAGUAAAAUACACCUCUACUAUUCUCAAUUCCUUGGCAAACUAUACCUGCACUGCUGACUGUGAUUUUAUGCUCACUCGGGAGUGUCUGCCAGAUGGCAGUUGGUCGGGGAAAGAACCAGAGUGCCCAGAUAUCGUCUGCCGUGGUCUUGAAAAAUGUCAUCCAGAAAAUGGUUGGUUGAGCCUUAUAAGUGGGUCUCAAGGUCUGGUGGCAGAGUACGGCUGUGAACUUGGUUACAUUCCCAACAACACAAGAGACACCAGACACUGCAAGUGUGGGAGCUGGUCUGGAGACGAAAUUCACUGUGUAGAAAUGUGUCCCAAUGUUGGUCAAGAUAAGACUUGUGGUGAACAUUCACUGAUCCUAGCAUGUGAUAGCCGAAAAGACAGAAUCACUAACUCAUCUAUACUACAUCUCAACGGAUCAUAUGAAUUUUUCCAAGAGCCUUUGAGCAGUCUACAGGCAAGCAAGCAACAAAUUCUUAUCCCACCAGUUAAGUCUGUUUCCACAGAGCAUGCUCCCUGCCACGGUCGAACCUUCUACCACUUCCCUGUCAACCCACUGCAUGUGACUUCACAAGACAUUGGGAUCAGUGGAGCAUACAUUCUUAGAAUUGACGAGACACCUGGAGGGAUCCACUGCAACUGUAGCAUUGAUGAGAUUGUGAACCCUGCUAAUGGGGAGGCUGAUAUAAUCAACACUCUGAGAGCAAGUUGGGGAGUAUAUGACUGCAGAAGUGGGUUCUCAUUGACUGGAGACAACCCCCGACAGUGUAUCAAUGGUGUAUGGAUGGGAACAGCCCCUGAAUGCAAAAGAAGAAGCCUAGAGAUGACGUAG
Geodia barretti is the source of this 1797-nucleotide messenger RNA. The record is from the annotation of a GenBank genome assembly. Lineage: Eukaryota; Metazoa; Porifera; Demospongiae; Tetractinellida; Geodiidae.